Messenger RNA from Triticum aestivum (bread wheat), 844 nucleotides. Its product is annotated as expansin-A22. Gene Ontology annotation, biological process: plant-type cell wall organization. The coding region runs from base 52 to 828 and encodes 258 amino acids. Lineage: Eukaryota; Viridiplantae; Streptophyta; Magnoliopsida; Poales; Poaceae. The transcript is spliced from 2 exons. The record is from RefSeq and is a predicted model, not a curated record. Gene Ontology annotation, cellular component: extracellular region.
UUGAAUUGGGGUACGAGUGCUCAGACACAGAUCACACUAGUUUAGUGAAGAAUGGAGACGAGACGUCCAGCGGUUUCCGCCGUGUCCGUGGGGGCGGUGGUGCUGAUCCUGGUCUGGUCGCCGGCGGCGGCCGUAGCAAGCGGUGGCUGGAUGGACGCGCACGCUACAUUCUACGGUGAUGAGACCGGAGCUGAGACCAUGCAGGGUGCGUGUGGGUACGGUAACCUAUUCGAGCAGGGGUACGGGCUGGACACGACAGCGCUGAGCGUGGCCCUCUUCAGCGACGGCUGGUCCUGCGGCGGCUGCUACGAGAUCCAGUGCCACGGCGACCCCCACUGCAAGCCCGGCGGGGCGCAAGUGACGGUGACGGCAACCAACCUCUGCCCGGCCAACUACUCCAAGCCCUAUGAGAACUGGUGCAACCCGCCGCUGAAGCACUUCGACCUCUCCAAGCCCAUGUUCCUUCGCCUCGUCACCGACUUCCACGUCGGCAUCAUCCCCGUGCAGUACCGCCGCGUGCCUUGCGCCAAGAAGGGCGGCAUCAGGAUAGAGAUGACGGGCAACCAGUACUGGGUCGGCGUGCUCGUCUUCAACGUCGCCGGACCCGGCGAAGUCAAGGUGUUGGCCGUGAAAGGGGCCAAGGACGGGCAGUGGCGGAACAUGAAGAGGAACUGGGGGCAGAUCUGGGACGGACAUGUCCAAAAUCUCGUCGGUCAGGGGCUCUCGUUCCGUGUGGUCGCAAGCGACGGCCGCUCCGUCGUCCUCGACGGCGUCGUGCCGGCAAGCUGGACGAUCGGCCAGAGCUUCGAGGGCAAAGGGCAAUUCUGAUAGAUCGACCACCGUA